Triticum aestivum (bread wheat) is the source of this 2024-nucleotide messenger RNA. RefSeq lists its product as uncharacterized. The coding region runs from base 412 to 1776 and encodes 454 amino acids. NCBI's taxonomy places the organism in Eukaryota, Viridiplantae, Streptophyta, Magnoliopsida, Poales, Poaceae. The transcript has 5 exons. The record is from RefSeq and is a predicted model, not a curated record.
AUUACUACCGUGAUUCGUCUCCGCUGGAGUAGCAGUUAGCCCUGGCCGGCGGCGCCACCAAAUACAGAUCGAGAUCGAGAUCGAGUGAGAAAGAGGAGCGCCUUCAUGGAGCGGGAGCGCCAGAUCCAAGCCCAUGAUGGUCGAACUAUUGCUGCAUUAACUAAGGCUUUGUUCGGUUAAUCCUCCUUCCAAGGGGAUUGGAGAGGAUUGGAGGGGAUUUUGGCUUAUAGGGGAUUCAAUCCACCUCAAUCCCUGCCAAUCCCCUUCAAAUCCACCUCAAACCGAACAAAGCCUAAAAGAGAAAGCUCACCCCACCGACGGGUUGAUGAUUCUGAAGGCAGCAAAAGGAUAAGAUGUUCAUUGUCAGACCUUCCAGAGGACAUCUGGCAUCAUAUACAUUCCCUACUGCCAAUGCAAGAUGCUGCCCGUACCGCGUGUGUUUCUCACUUCUUUCUGCGCUCCUGGAGAUCCCAUCCCAAUCUCACCUUCACGAAUGAAAUGAUGUGCUGUAAAAGAAAUCUAAAAACAGCGGGACCGGAUAUUAUUAGAGACCACAACAACAAAAUUGACCGUGCUCUAAUGAAACACUCAGGCACUGGCGUGAAGAAAUUCAGGCUUGAAUACUUUGUUCCUUGUAAUGCAGAACCAUAUCAUCAUCUCAAUAGUUGGCUUCAGAUUGCUGUUACACCAAUGAUUCAAGAACUCAACCUUGUAGUAUGGCGGAAAGAGGAAAUGUUUGGUUUGCAAAAAAGAAACAAAAAGCCAACGUUUAGCUUCCCAUGCACACUUCUAUCUGACAGGUGCCGAGACUCGAUUCAGAAUAUCCGCCUUGCCAAUUGUGUAUUACGUCCCACGUGUCAACUUGGCUUGCCAAGCUUGAAAACGCUUGAUCUGCAUAAUGUGUAUAUUACAGGGGAUGAGUUAGGGUGCCUUCUCUCCAAUUCCUUCGCUUUGGAACAGUUGAAGCUUGUAUUCUGUCAUGAUAUAAUUCACCUCGAGAUACCUUGCCUGCUGCAGCGUUUCAGUUUCUUGGAGGUGCUUGCAUGCUCGAGCCUUGAAGUGAUUCAGAAUAAAGCUCCAAAUCUCUCCAGAUUUUGGUUUACAGGUAAUCAAGUGCAAAUCUCACUUGGAGAUUCCCUGAACGUGAAGAACCUGAAGUUGGACCAUAGCUGUUCCAUCAGUUAUGCUAUUGACACCCUUCCUUCCGGUGUGCCCAACCUUGAGACACUAACCAUAAAUUCCACUCGUGAGAUAGCCAAUGCACCAAUGGCAUCUAGCAAAUUCCUCCACCUCAAGGUCUUGUGUAUUAAUAUUUUUGGAAGCAAUUUCCACCGGGACUACGAUUAUUUAUCGUUUGUUUCUUUUUUUGAUGCUUCUCCUUCCCUGGAGACUUUUCGCUUAUAUGUAGGUAGGCAGUUCAACUAUGACUCGUUUGAGGGAGAUUCCUCAUCCCUGAGGCGAAUUCCAGAACACCGCCAUGGCAACCUCAAGAGUGUGAAGAUCACCGGUUUCUGCCCCCAAAAGAGCAUGCUUGAGCUAACACGUGAUAUUCUUCAGAAUGCAGCAUCACUUGAGCGCCUUACAUUGGACGCUAGUCCUGUAAAUUACCGGUGUUCUGGUAAUAUACUGGGCAGCAAAUGCUUUCCAAUGCAAACUGCAUAUAUAAGGGAGGCACAUAAAUCAAUCUUGGCUGUGAGAACAUACAUUGAGAGCAAAGUUCCCUCUAAAGUCAAGUUAAAUGUUCUGGAGCCUUGCAGCCGGUGUCACCCUUUGUGAAAAUUUCAGGUGGCAAACCAUUGUAGUUACUCAGGUGGCAAACCAUUGUAGUCACGCUUUAUGAGUCUUUUAGUAUGGCAAAUCUCUAUCAGUUCUAGUUCAUAUUAGUGGUUUUGUCAGUAGAAAACUGUUUCGUCGGUUCUGGAUCCUCUAUGGACGAGACUUCCUACUGCUAUUUCAAAUUAAAUGUGCUGGGCCCUUGCAACCGGUGUCAUGCUCUAUAAAUGUCAAACUAUUGUAGUUACCCA